Molecule: messenger RNA, 1481 nt
Organism: Cornus florida
Lineage: Eukaryota; Viridiplantae; Streptophyta; Magnoliopsida; Cornales; Cornaceae
Product: zinc finger protein CONSTANS-LIKE 16-like
Exons: 2
Coding region: 140-1387 (415 amino acids)
Biological process (GO): regulation of DNA-templated transcription
Cellular component (GO): nucleus
Molecular function (GO): protein binding; zinc ion binding
Source: RefSeq, a predicted model, not a curated record
GCCGUGUGUGGGGUCACACUAUCAUAUGCAAUAAUUCCACCAUCUCCAAGUCCCUACCCUACAUAAACAAAGAGCAAACCCAACAUUUCCUCUGAACUGUUUUAGCUUAAUUUUCUUUCAUAUUCCAUUAUUUUUUUCCAUGGUAUCAGACAAAAAGCUUGCCAACGCCGUCGGUGGCAAGACCGCUAGGGCUUGCGAUAGCUGUAUUAAAAAGCGCGCUCGCUGGUAUUGUGCGGCCGAUGAUGCUUUCUUGUGCCAAGCUUGUGAUGCCUCUGUGCACUCCGCAAACCCUUUGGCUCGAAGACACAAAAGGGUUCGCCUCAAAAUUGCAUCAUUCAAAUCAUGUGAUGAGUUUCAUUUAGAAAAUUUAUUACCAACGUGGCAUCCGGGCUUUACUAAGAAGGCUCGGACCCCUCGCCAUGGAAAGCACAAUCGGACCCCCAAAGCUGAAGAAUCCGUUCGAAACCCACUUCCUUUUGUGCCGGACAUGGGAGCGGAGGAGAAUUCAAAUGAAGAUAACGAAGAGCAGCUCCUCUAUAGGGUUCCAAUAUUCGAUCCCUUUGCUGCGGAGCUGUCCAGAUCAGGGAAUUCGAAUGAAGCAACCAGAGAUGUUUUUGGGGGAGAGUCAAAAGCUGUGGUGAAUGCUUGUGGCCAUGGUGUCAAUAGCUUGAAUGAGUUUCUUCCCUCAGACAUGGAUCUUGCAGAUUUUGCAGCCGAUGUGGAGAGCUUACUGGGAAAGGGUCUUGAUGAAGAAUCAUUUGAUAUGGAAGGACUGGGACUAGUAGAUUUCAAAGAGAGUGAUCAAAUGGAGGGCUCUUUGGGUAAAGUGAAAGUUGAAGAAGAAGAAGGUAUGGAAGCUGUCAUGCGGAACCAUCUGGAUAUGGAGACUGACCCGAUGAGAGAGCCGUUUGAAUUUAGGUUCGACUAUGAGGAGGAAGACAAAGAAGCCGAAGCAGAAGAGAAGGUGGUGCAGAAGGACAAGGAAGAGUACAGAGAGAUUGAUGUGAAGAAGAAGAAGAAAAUUUUAUUGAGGCUGGAUUAUGAGGGAGUCAUUACAGCCUGGGCUAACCAAAAGUCUCCGUGGACCACAGGCGAUCGGCCGGAACUCGACCCAACUGAUUGUUGGCCUGACUGCAUGGGUGGUUGUGGAACAGUUCAUCACUCAUAUGGAGAUAUAGGAGUAAUAGGUGCUCACACUGCAAUGUUAGAUGGAGGAAGAGAAGCCAGAGUUUCGAGAUACAGAGAGAAGCGAAGGACAAGACUAUUUUCGAAGAAGAUAAGGUACGAGGUUCGGAAACUGAAUGCAGAGAAGAGGCCUAGAAUGAAAGGGAGGUUCGUUAAAAGGGCAAACUUUGCAGGGCCGAGUUUUCCUUUGCUUAUCAAGUAACACAGUUAACACCAAGUUAGCAUGUUCAUUAUUAUGGUCGAUCUGUACAAAUCCAACAAAUAAGAUCCAAUGUGAAAAAUAAAGCUUAUGCAUA